This is a messenger RNA of Ornithodoros turicata, 576 nucleotides long. Its product is annotated as oocyte zinc finger protein XlCOF15-like. Bases 1 to 576 code for a protein of 191 amino acids. The record is from RefSeq and is a predicted model, not a curated record. Lineage: Eukaryota; Metazoa; Arthropoda; Arachnida; Ixodida; Argasidae. Gene Ontology annotation, molecular function: DNA-binding transcription factor activity, RNA polymerase II-specific. Gene Ontology annotation, cellular component: nucleus. Gene Ontology annotation, biological process: regulation of transcription by RNA polymerase II. The transcript has a single exon.
AUGCACGCUAUCCGUGCGAGCCCCAUCCCACUCACAGGGGCCGUCAUCGUCUCUGUCCUUACAGGUUCCGGGGAAGAGCGUACGCCCCUCUUCAAGUGCAUCCAGUGUGCCCUGGUGUUCGUCUCCGAGGAGUUCCUCGCGGAGCACCAGAGGUCCAGGCAGCACUACAGAGCGGGGAAGCGUCGGUGCCGCUUCUGCGACUACACGAGCGACCACAUGGGCAGCAUCAAGAGGCACGAGGUGACCCACACGGGCGAGAAGCCCUUCGUGUGCCAGGUCUGUUCCAAGGGCUUCACGCGGAAGAUGAGCCUGGAGAAGCACGUGAGCGCCGUCCACGAGGGAAAGAGGAUGUACAGGUGCGCCACCUGCGGGGACACCUUCCAGCAGAAGCACCACCUGCAGGCCCACGAGUCGGUGCACUCCAACGACAGGCCCCACGUCUGCAACGUGUGCGGGGCCAAGUUCAAGCUGAAGCAGUACCUGGGCAAGCACGUGCGCCUGCACGCGGGGUGCAGGGGCCUGCAGCACCUCAAGAAGCUGGGUUUCAGGUCGGGGGUUUUCCCGGCGCUCCAGUGA